This is a messenger RNA of Pyrus x bretschneideri (Chinese white pear), 1613 nucleotides long. RefSeq names its product zinc finger protein 10-like. The transcript has a single exon. The coding region runs from base 384 to 1340 and encodes 318 amino acids. Lineage: Eukaryota; Viridiplantae; Streptophyta; Magnoliopsida; Rosales; Rosaceae. The record is from RefSeq and is a predicted model, not a curated record.
AGUACCAAGACCCUUUCAUCUGACCUCUUUCUCUUACUCAUAUAUUCUCAAGUUCCCACCAUCAUCAUCUUCACAAAUGAGACCAAUAUGAGAGAGAUAGGAGAGGAUUCAAACUCUAAACUUGGUUGCAAGGGUUAACGAUGAUCUCUCCUAUUAAAGCUCUAUGCCCCACAUCACAGUAUUCAAUUCUAUCAAUUUUAUUAUUAUCGAUCACUUAAGUUACAAGUCCGGUUCACGAAUCAGUAUUUACUAUUUAAGUUAUUCUCAAAUUAUAUAUUCAGCUCAGGAUCUCAUAAAUACCUCUACUUUAGUCUUAUAACACUGGUCUCUCUCUCUCUCUCUCUCUCUCUCUCUCUCUCUCUUUGGUGGGCUAGCUUUUGUGGAUGAAACAAGUUCAGUGCUGGGUGUGGCUCAACCGCAGGAAAGAGAAGAUCUUGAACUCAUCAUCAGCACCAUCAAUGAACUCAUCAGCACUCAUGAGUGGUAGCUCAUCAACAACAUGGGAAGAGAAGGCUUUUGCUGAAGAUGCAGCAGGGCAUGGUCCUCUUGGUGGUUGCAUAUGGCCUCCAAGAUCUUACUCAUGCAGUUUUUGUAUGAGAGAGUUCAGGUCAGCUCAAGCCUUGGGUGGCCACAUGAAUGUCCACAGGAGAGAUAGAGCUAGACUUAAACAAUGCUUUAACCCUAAUAUUAUUGCCACUACACAUGAUCAUCAUCAUGUCCCACAUCAUCAUCGUCAUCAUCAUAUCCAUGAUGUACAUGAUCAUCAUCAUCAUCAUCAUCAGCCUAUAGCCUCAUCAGGUCACAAUCUUGACCCUAAUAAUAUCUCGUCAAUAUCAUGUCCUUUCUCUUCACCACCUUCUUCUAGGGUUCCCCCAUCUGCAGCUAAUUUACUAGCUAUUCAAAAGGAGAAUUCAGGUACUGAAGAACCAGCUUUUUUUCUCUCUCCUCCUUUUUCUUCUACUACUACUGCUACUGCAGCUCCAUCUUGGUCAUCAGAUAAUUCAAAAGCUGAUAACCAAUUGGAAAAGGAGAAUAUCAGGGAAGACUCCAUAUCCCUUCAAGGUAAUUAUGAUCAUGGCGAUCACUUUAAUGUGGAAACCGACUUGUCGGUGGGCUUGAAUAUUUCGGCUGUCAGCAGAAGCAGAUCACAAGGUGGUUCUUGUGGGGAAGAAGCAAGCAUAAGUUGUAAGAGGCCUAGGAAUACUACUAAUAGAGCUACUUCUUCAUCAUUUCCAUUUAUUCUACAACCAGAAGUAGAGGUAACUAGAGCACUUGCGGCAAGCUCCAUGGAAGAUUUGGAUCUUGAGCUCAGGCUUGGUGACCCUCCCAAGGUGAAAUGAAAGUGUAUAGUUGGCCUGGCCAAUCGGCAUGCAGUUGUAUUAUUGGCUAGCUAAUCAUCUUGAUCAUGUUAAUUGUUGCAGUUAAUGUUUUAAUUAGUUUUUAGGAGAGAAUUAGAAGAAAUUAAUCAAUUUCAAUUUCUGUUUUUUCUCCUCAACCUUUUUCCAUCUCUUUCUUGGAAAAACCCUUAAUUAAAGAUUCAAGGGUAACAGAACAUGCCAGAUUGAGGUUCCAUGUGCACAUAAUUGAAUUCAAGAUUAAUUGAUUGCACUUUA